Messenger RNA from Zasmidium cellare ATCC 36951, 690 nucleotides. RefSeq lists its product as uncharacterized. The coding region runs from base 1 to 690 and encodes 229 amino acids. Lineage: Eukaryota; Fungi; Ascomycota; Dothideomycetes; Mycosphaerellales; Mycosphaerellaceae. The record is from RefSeq and is a predicted model, not a curated record. The transcript is spliced from 3 exons.
AUGGAUACACCCGCGACUCGAGACAAUCUGGUCCACAGCGCUCUCUCCUGCCUCGACGACCUGAUACGUACUUGCAAUGGGGCAAUCGGCACCUCAGACGACGUCACCACCGAUGAGAGUUGUGGCCACACUGAAGAAGCCGCCGAAGGAUCUCGCCUCGCACAGCUCCACCGUGAUCGGGAUGAAGUGAACCUGAUGGCCGCCAGGUACUGUGCCCAGCAGAAGGAACGUCGAGAUGUUCCAGCUCCGAAACGUAACCUCCAGUGUGGCACGAAGCUGGCAGCGAUCGAGCAAGGACCUCGGAUGACCAGGGCCGACUACGAAGUUCUAGCACGAGUCGAUUGCUUCGCAAGGUCCUUUGGUCUUCAGCAAGCUUCGAAUAUGAAAUCAACUCCGCUCCUCAACCCCCAAGCCGAGGCUUUCCUCGAGAAGUUCUUCAAGAAGUACGGAAAUCCGAGCCUGGGAGAUGUAUUCGUCUUAUGGCAAGUCCUGAAGGUCCACAAGGAUAUAAUUCUGCAGUUCUUCGAGAACAAGAGGAGACUCUAUGCACCGGUAACAGAAGCCAGGAAUAUGCUGCGCACGAAAGCGCUCCUGCAGGAUUUUGAAAUGAGAGGCACGCUGAACUGGUACCUGGAAAAGAACCGUCAGGAGGAUGAGGCGUAUCAGCCGGCUGCGGAUGACAUGGAUUGA